Messenger RNA from Rhinopithecus roxellana (golden snub-nosed monkey), 1052 nucleotides. RefSeq lists its product as uncharacterized. Lineage: Eukaryota; Metazoa; Chordata; Mammalia; Primates; Cercopithecidae. The transcript has 6 exons. The record is from RefSeq and is a predicted model, not a curated record. The coding region runs from base 1 to 777 and encodes 258 amino acids.
AUGGGCGUGCAAAGGACGGGCAGCUCCCCGGAAGGUCGGGGUAACUGCUCCGGGACCGUGGGGCUCAAGGCCGGUGGGGGCCACGCGGUGUCAAACCCGGGCAGCGUGCAGGGGCCGCCCCCCGCACUACCGGAGCCCGCCCUCCCCUCCCCGUUACCUGCGGGCGGCGGCGCCGGGCCCGGAGGCCUGCUGCUCCUCCUCCUUCUCCCGCCAGGCUGGGGCGGCGAGGCGGCGAGGCGGCGGCGGCGGCCCGGGGGGAGGGGGCGGAGCGCGCGGCUCGCUGCCUCUCUCCUCCCCCGGGAGGCUCAGGGGCCCCUAUCUCGGGCCGCCGCGCCUAGGCCCGUGAGCAGCCUGUGGUUGGGGCAUGGCGGCACAGCCCACCGGCGUGCCCGCGAGGUACAAUCUAAUCCAAAAGGUCAAGAUGAGGAAAUUCUAAAUCAAAAAAGAACUUUAGAAAACCAACAUUUUCCUCCCAAUAUGGAAAGAAGAUCUGGGGCUGAUUUGAGCUGUGACAUCACUGGAAACAGGAAGUUGUGUUUGGCUACGGACAAACUAUUUCAGUGCCCCUGGGACUUACAAGAUGUUUGGAAUGAGGAACGACCAGGUGGAAGACCGAGCCAGAGUCCUCUGAGCCACGGGAGAGAUGAUGAGCCAUGGAGCGGAGUAGGGGCUUUUGGCAGCUCUCAGAAACAGGGUCUUGCCAUGUUGUCGCGGCUCGUCUUGAACUCCUGGGCUCAAGCAAUCCUCCUGCCUCGGCCUCCCAAAAUGCUGGGAUGACAGGUGUGAGCCACCGUGCCCAACCUCACAGUCUGUUUUUACCAGCCCUCUAGAUGAUCAUAAUGAAAGCUUGAGAACCACUGGUCUAGAUCGUGCAAAUGAAAGUUGCCUGAAUGAGUUGGAUUCUGCAGUCUUGUGAGGACCCAGAGCAGGCAGGGAGCCAGCUGCCCAGCACGAGUUCAAGAUGAGCUGACCUGGUUUCAGCCUCCAUCCCUGGGUUCUAGGUCCCUGCCCUUUCCAAAGAAACAAUGAACCAGACCAGACCACUGCAUUGG